GAAUAAUACAUAUUGUUGUAAUUUUCUCAGUAUUUUAUUAUUAUGGUAAUUUAAGCGCAAGAAUAUUUUAAUAUCUUGAUCACUGAGAUAGUGAACUUACAAAAAUGAGUUAUAAUACACGUCUUACAGAAGAAUGUCCUUUGACAAAGGAAAAAGAUUAUAAAUAUAGACUAUGCUCCUGCAAUGGACUGAGAUUUAUCAUUAUUUGUUUUCUUGCAUUAACUUUUGCUAUCACUACUAUGCUAGUGUUGCAAAUUUACUACACCGAAAGUAUACCACAGAUUAGCCUUCAUGGAGCAGUUGCUACUGAUUAUUCAAAUUGUUCUCAAAUUGGUACCAAAAUACUUAGAAGAUUAGGCAAUUCAGUGGAUGCUGCAAUAGCGGCAACUAUUUGCAUGACUGUAGUGGCACCCCAUAAAACUGGACUUGGCGGAGGUGGUCGUAUAAUGAUAUAUAAUUAUAAAAAUUACACUCAUCCCAUUGUUAUUAAUAUUGUAAAUAAUACAGCUAAAGAAGGUGAAGUACGUUUGCCAAUUUUAUUACAAGGAUUGGAAUUUGUUCAAGAAUCAUAUGGCAGCUUGCCAUGGCGUGAUAUCGUAGAACCCUCUGUUAAAUUAGCUCGAGAAGGAUUUGUUGUAUCUAAGGAUUUUGUCAAUGAAUUAUCGAGAAAUGCACACUACGGGAUGCUUUAUGGUUCUUUAAAUCCGGGUGAUACAUUGCGUUUGUCAGAACUUGCAAACACAUUAGAUAUUGUGGCAAAAUAUGGUUCAAAAGUUUUAUACAACGGUACUGUGGCGCAUAAAAUUUUACACAAUGGAAUUCUGCAUGAAGAAUCAUUGGAACAGUUAGCGAGUUACAAUCCUGCUGUCACAAGUGCAAAAAGUUCAACAUUACAUGGUUAUACAGUUUACUAUCCGUCAGACGCAUCUUUUAUGCAAACAGUGAUUGAAGCACUGGAAAGUCUUCCAAUCUUCGCAAAAAAUGCAUCCACGAUAGAAUCGCAAGCUCUUAUUGCUCAUGCACUGAUGUAUUUGAAUUUACCAUUUUUUCAAAAUAUGCAACAUGCAAAAACAGAAACAUACACUGGAGUUAUGGCAAUGGAUUGGCAAGAUACAUACGUCAGCAUCUUAUCCGGUUUGAGUUCACCUCUUGGCCUUGGAAAUAUGACUGACGCUGGAUUUUUAUUAGACAACAUCGAUGAUGACAAUUUAUCCACAUUUAUUCCUAUAAUUUUUCACUCUAAAAAAGGAAUAUGUGGACUACGUGGAGUGUUUGGUUCAAACGAUGCUUUUCUCAAUGGACAAAUUCUAUACAAUCUUAUCAUUCGUGCUUUGAACGUUUCCACUGCAAUAGAAUAUCCCAGAUAUUAUUCUGUUCCAUCUGGUGUGAUGAUCGAAAAUAAUCAAAGACAUUCGAUGGACGCUGCUUUGCAAGCACGAUUGCGUCCUAUGAUAUCCUCAUUGCCUACUGACGAUAGUUUAUUCAUAAAAAGUGUAAAUGCAAUAAUUAAAACGAAAGAUUUGUUAUCGAGUCAUUCCGAUAGCCGUGGAAACGGAAUCGCAUCGCGAUUCUAAAUACGUAUGCUUUGUUACAAGCAUAUACAGUCGUG
Messenger RNA from Linepithema humile (Argentine ant), 1609 nucleotides. Its product is annotated as glutathione hydrolase 7-like. The record is from RefSeq and is a predicted model, not a curated record. Gene Ontology annotation, biological process: glutathione catabolic process. Gene Ontology annotation, cellular component: plasma membrane. Gene Ontology annotation, molecular function: glutathione gamma-glutamate hydrolase. NCBI's taxonomy places the organism in Eukaryota, Metazoa, Arthropoda, Insecta, Hymenoptera, Formicidae.